Molecule: messenger RNA, 2722 nt
Organism: Camponotus floridanus (Florida carpenter ant)
Lineage: Eukaryota; Metazoa; Arthropoda; Insecta; Hymenoptera; Formicidae
Gene: atl
Product: atlastin
Exons: 10
Coding region: 230-2299 (689 amino acids)
Biological process (GO): protein homooligomerization; endoplasmic reticulum organization
Molecular function (GO): GTP binding; GTPase activity
Source: RefSeq, a predicted model, not a curated record
ACUCGCGAAGUUCGCCAUCACGCACGGCUCAAGGAGUGUCGACCGGGAUAUUUCUAGUCCGGUUCUUUUCACGGACUUAGUACCUGAGUAUCGCGGAUGCCCGGUGCAUCUACGCGGCGCACGGUCGAGUGUUCUCGUCAUAUGUAUAUAUACCUCGCGCUUGUUUGUCUCGAUUUUAUCGAGCUGCGUGUAUCGUGUCGACUCUGUGACGAAUGUGAGAGCCGAAAAUAUGACCGAUAGGAUCGUCGUAAAACCGAGGCGAAAGCGGCUCGACGACCCUUCCGGGUCAAGGUCGUCGGAGAGGUCGGAUAGACCAGACAGACCAGAUAAAUCAGAUAGACCGAAAGAACCGGCGAGACCGCCGAGAACGAGGACGCAGCAGGUCGCGUAUGCGACGACAACUAACAAUUCUGAUUUCGGGAAUGUCAUGCAACGCAGCACAUUUGCGAAGACGCAGCAGAAACCGACCGAGAAGGCCCCGAUGACGACUCUUGAUGAAAACGUGAAUCGCGUACCACAACAACAGCAUAAGAUAACCGAAAAUAUGGAUAAUUUAGGAGAGAACGACCGGAUAGAAAGGAUCGCGCCGAUGAAUGCCCAGACUCCGGACACAUUAACGGACGAGGGGCGGCCUGUCCAAGUGGUACUUGCCCAUCCAGAUCAUACCUUCGAAUUAGAUGAAGAGGCAUUAUCUGAAAUUCUAUUACAUGACGACGUGAAAGAUAGAAAUGUGGUUGUGGUGUCUGUUGCAGGUGCCUUUAGGAAAGGCAAAAGUUUCCUUCUUGAUUUUUUUCUUCGUUACAUGGACUGCAAGUACACAUUACAAAAUAGCGAUAAUACCGAUUCUUGGUUGGGCGCUGAAGAUGAACCGUUGAGUGGUUUUUCGUGGAGGGGCGGUUCCGAGAGGGACACCACGGGAAUACUGAUGUGGUCCAAGGUGUACCCCACUACCUUGGCGAAUGGUGAGAAGAUCGCAGUGAUUCUUAUGGACACUCAAGGCGCGUUUGACAGUCAAUCGACGGUGCGGGACUGCGCGACGGUGUUCGCGUUGAGUACAAUGCUGUCCUCCGUGCAAAUAUAUAAUCUGUCGCAAAACAUUCAAGAAGACGAUCUUCAACAUUUACAACUAUUCACCGAGUACGGUAGAUUGGCGCUGGAGAGUUCUGAUAGCACGCCUUUUCAGAGACUACAGUUUUUAAUCAGGGACUGGGUUUACCCGUAUGAGGCUGAUUAUGGAGCAAACGGCGGAAAGAAGUUGCUCGACAAGAGAUUAGAAAUCUCCGAUAGGCAACAUGCGGAAUUACAGAGUUUGCGAAAGCACAUUAAAUCCUGCUUUUCGGAUAUUUCUUGCUUCCUCAUGCCGCAUCCCGGUCUCGAAAUUGCAACGAAUCCAAAAUUCGACGGUAGAUUAUCAGAAAUACAAUCCGAGUUCAAAAAACAAUUGAAAGUACUUAUACCAAUGAUAUUAGCGCCACAAAAUCUGGUAACCAAGAAGAUUAAUGGUCAAGUUGUGAAAGCGAAAGAUUUGUUGGAGUAUUUCAAAAGUUACAUCAAUCUUUACAAAGGAGAUGAACUUCCUGAACCAAAAAGUAUGCUUGUGGCUACAGCAGAAGCUAACAACUUAACAGCUGUAGCUGAAGCUAAAGAUUUGUACCUUCAAAUGAUGGAAAACGUAUGCGGUGGAUCGAAACCGUUUUUAGCGACCGCGCAUUUAGAAUCAGAACAUCAUCAUUGCAUGGACUCGGCUCUUCGCCAAUUCCAAAAUAAACGAAAGAUGGGUGGAGAAGAAUUUAGUCAAAAAUAUAUGGAAAAAUUGAUUAAGGACAUGGAUGAAGCUUUCUUACAAUUCAAGGCGCACAACGAAAGCAAAAAUAUCUUUAAAGCAGCACGAACGCCGGCAGUAUUUUUCGCAAUUGCCGUUACCAUGUAUAUUUUGUCUGGAAUAUUUGGUCUUGUUGGUCUAUAUACAAUAGCAAAUAUAUGCAAUCUUAUUAUGGGUAUCGGUCUCCUCACUCUUGUUUUAUGGGCAUAUAUAAGAUAUAGUGGAGAAUUCAGAGAAAUUGGCACACAAAUAGAUGACUUAGCCAGUAAAUUAUGGGAAAAUUGUACUAAUGAAAAACGAUAUUUAAGAAAGCUGAGUGCUAACAGGAACAAAUAUCGAAAAGGUAUGUUCAUGAAGCCACUCUACCAACAAUUUGUGGAGAAGUCAGUAUCUGUAGCAGUGGCGCAGGCUGCUGAAGUGGCGGUAACAAAUUCAACAUUGAAUGCCACUGCCAAUGGCAAGCCUAAAUUAUUGUAAUACUUCAUUCCCACAAUAUCUCGAUUGUCUAAAUGGAUUCACAUACUGCAUUCUUGUGUGCGAAUGCCAACAAGUGACAUAAUCAAAUUUUACAAUAUGUUAUUUUCUUGACAUACCGCCAUGAAUAGUUUUCUCUGUUUAAACUGGAUUAAACAUUAUGGCUUAAACGUACUAAUUUGAAAUGACUGUGAAUGUAUAUAUGAUGUAUUCUAAUUAUGAAAAAGAAAAACAGUGUUAGAUUGGUGAAAAUCAUGAUAUUACUAGUAUUACCUAGUAUAUCCUUGAUAUAUAUAAUGUUGUUAUAAAAAUAAAAUCUUGUACUGGUGAAAGAUAUCAUUAUUGUAGCUUGAUCUGAAAAUGUUUUAUGACGGGGAUGUUAAUAUAUAUUUAAAGUUAUUAUGAAUUAAAAAAGUAGAAAAGUGC